Molecule: messenger RNA, 813 nt
Organism: Cornus florida
Lineage: Eukaryota; Viridiplantae; Streptophyta; Magnoliopsida; Cornales; Cornaceae
Product: MATH domain and coiled-coil domain-containing protein At3g58250-like
Exons: 6
Coding region: 1-813 (270 amino acids)
Molecular function (GO): protein binding
Source: RefSeq, a predicted model, not a curated record
AUGGCUGAUGGGAUUGAGGAGGCGGACCGGCACAACCAGGAGGCUGUCGCAGAACUUAAAAGAACAUUGCGUGAUGUCCAGCCAUCGCAUUAUAUCUUCAAGAUACAGUCUUUCUCUAUGCUUUUGAAAAAUAUUGGAAAUUACGAAUCAGGAGUUUUUGAAGCUGGCAGCUAUAAAUGGAAAUUGUCAUUCUAUCCAAAUGGGAAUAAGAAAAGAAAGGGGAAAGAUCAGUACAUUUCACUAUACCUCGCAGUAUCCGACACAGCUAAUCUUCCUUCUGAUUGGGAGAUCAUUGUGAACUUUAAAUUAUUCGUCUUUGAUCAUAUACGCGACAAGUACCUAACUGUCGAAGGCAAAGGCGAGUGUCUGUCCACAACAAAGUUACUACGUAACAAAAUUUACACUUGGAAGGUUGACAAAUUUUCAGAUAGUGAAGAAUAUCUAUGGUCCGACGAGUUUAAGAUUGGAGGGCGGAACUGGAAGCUCUCUCUCUAUCCCAAAGGAAAUUGGAAGUCAAAAGGCAAAAGCCUAGCUCUGUAUCUGAACCUAGUUGAUUCUGAAAAACUGUAUGCAAAAUUCAAGGUGAGGGUAAGGGAUGAAGUCAAUGGUAAACACUUUGAACGCGAAGCUAGUGUCUGUUUCUGUGCCAGGAUUCCAAGCUGGGGAUUCCCAAUCUUCAUGCAUCUAAGUGAUCUCUUUGACGAAUCAAAGGGCUUCAAGGUGAAAGAUACUAUAAUUAUUGAGGUAGAAAUUGUAACGUUGUCUAAGACUAAUUCCAUUUUGUGUUCGGAGGAGAAGAAACAAGACAAGUAG